AUGUUACGGAUUGAUUAUAAAAUACAUGGUGUUCCUGUAUAUGCUUGGCGUGGUUUCAGUUCUCGACAUUUUCGCUUGUUGUCUACUCUUUGUCGAUUAACUAAUGAAACUGUAACUCACGCUAUCGAAAACUUCGGUAUACAAAAACUGGUCACACUCGAUGUAAUCAAAGAAGAUGAUUUUAAUAUUCAAUUAAAUACCGCUCUCAAUCAAUUUAAACAAACACUUAUGAUAAACUUUGACCUUCUCAUUAAUACGAUUCAACUUCUCAUUCAGUUAUUAUUUAAUCUCACGGGUCCAGCAAACUUGAAAACGAAGGCAGUCGAUUGUAUCUGUGCUACUGAUCCUUAUUGUCAAACACCAGUGGUUGAUCCUGUCGAUCAAGUAUAUACUUUGGCCCUUGCCACAUCGUUUAAUGAUGUUCCGGGACAAGUUCUCAGCUGCUUCAAAUUCGAUUCUGUACUCCUGUCGACACUUGAAUGCUACUACUCAGAUUCUUGUCUGGCUUUAAGCUAUAAAUAUAUCAACUUGACAUUAUAUAACACUGAUACAGAUUUCAAGAUGGUAAAUGCCACAUUACUUGUUUAUGAUCUAGUAUCGAGCCGUUUUCCUCCAAAUACAUCAAUCUCAGCGAUAUUGAAAGAAUUAAUGAUUGAACAGUGGAAUUCAUCAUUUUCAUUUGAUCGAUAUUAUGAGACCUGUGCGCCGAUCAAAUGUACUUAUUCUCAAAUAUGUUCAAGUGUAUUCACCUCACAACAAUGGCAAACCAAUAUUACUAAAAGUCUUGUUCCUGAUCUUUCUGUUUAUCUUAUCAAAGAUUAUCGUCGUUUUAUUUCAUCUCAUUUUCAAUUUCUUUCUCAUUUAUGUUAUCUGGCUACAGAAUCUAUGAAUGAUACAAUUGAUCAACUUCUUUUUUCGUUUCUGUUGACUAAUGAACUCUUAUCAUCUCAUGAACUAGAUAUGCGUAUUGAGUUACUUGUGAAUCAAACUCGAUCAAGUGCUCCUAUUAACUUUCGAGAUCGUCUUUUUCUCCUUCGAACAGCCAGUCAUGCUACACCUAUCAUUUCAACUUAUGAAACUAAUUUUCGCUUUAUUGCUCCAUGGCUUAAUGCUAGUUCUUCUUCGGCAAUAACUUAUGCAUUAACAUAUGACAAUAAUUGUUCGUGCGCAUUGGAUAUGACAUGCAAUACUCAAGCGGGUUUUUUUUUACAAAAUGGAUCUGUUUUUGUGCCAAUUAAAGGUUUAAAAAUGGGCUGUACACCAAGUGAAGCAUUAUUAGCUUCGACAUUAGAAUGUUUCUAUGAUUCAUUAUGUAUCAAUCGUAUUCAAGAGUAUACUAUUGCUGCGAACAAUUCAAUAAACAUCAUUAAUUAUUCAUCACUUUCCAUUAAUAAUAGUCGAUACUUGAUUAAUUCAACAGUAAUGGAGCUUAUCAAUGAUCUCUUUUUGGAAAAUUGGGUGACAAAUAUAAGCUAUCCUGCAUAUUUUGCAAAAUGUUCACCCUUUUCAUGUUCGCAUUCUUUUAAACAACAAUAUAGUUUUAUCUAUACGAUAACUUUGUUAAUUGGCCUCUACGGUGGAUUAACAUUCAUUUUCAAAUGGAUAUGUCCUAAAUUAGUUGUGUUGUUCAAUAAAAUAUAUCGUUAUUGGAAAAAAAGAAGAAAUAUUGUUCAAUCCGAUUUAUCAACCACUGUGACGACUGUUGAAAACACUGUUACUAUACAACAAACAGCUAAUGUACACAAUAUCGUUGUACAUUCAGAUGAACAACCUACAAGUUCAUUACAUACGAUGCAAUUUUCUACGAGAACCAAUCGGUUUUUCAUCUUAGGGACUAUAGUAUUCGUAGCUAUGAUAAUUGUUUUAGUUAUUGUAUCUAUUUACUUGAAUCGCUUGGUGAAACCAGUUGAUACAAUAUUUACAAUACCAUCAACAGUUAGUACAAUGAUCACAACAUCCAGUAUGAUCAUUUCAUCAACACCAGGUUUGUAUAGUGAUCGUGUAUUUAAAAAAAAUUUAACCAUUAUAUCUUGUAUGAGAAUAACUAGUAUAAGACUUGAAGAAAUUGAUGGUGUUGAACCACCAUGCCAAGUGACAUUUCAAUUAUCAUCAACAUACCCGAAUAAUGGUGAUGGUGGCGGAUCUCAUCUUGCGGCUGGUGACUUCGAUAACAAUGGUUAUUUAGAUAUUCCUUUCGUUAAUCCAGGCCCUGACACUAUGGGAAUUUUAUUGAGUAAUAAUGACGGAAGUUUUAGAGUACAAGGAUCUUAUUCGUUCGAACAACAUACUGACCCAUCAUGGAUUGUUGUUGGAGAUUUUAAUAACGAUGGCCAUGCAGAUAUCGUUGUCAUUAGUUACACAUAUAACAUUAUAAGUAUCUUUCCUGGUAAUGGUGAUGGAAUUUUUGAAACUGGAAUGACAUCGUCAACCACACCUGUUUUACAUCCAGAAACCGCUGUUACUGUUGAUUUUAAUGGUGAUGGUAAUUUAGAUCUCAUUAUUGGUGGUCUUGGUUUGUGUAUAAAGUUUGGUGAUGGUACAGGUAGUUUUAGUGCACCAUUGGUGGUUGCAGCUGAUAUCGAAUUUGUAGAUAUGAUUAUGACUGGACAUUUCAAUGAUGACGAUCUACUUGAUCUGAUUGUAUUGGACAGUUAUGAUGCGUAUAUAAAAGUUCUACUGAAUGACGGCCGUGGAGAUUUCAGAUUAUCUACCGAAUUUUCUACUGGACAAUAUUCUUCUCCAGAGUCAUUUACUCUGUCUGACUUCAAUAAUGAUAAUCGCUUGGAUCUGGCUGUUGCGAAUACAGACAAUAGUAAUAUAGGCAUAUUUCUUCAGAAUAGCAACGGAACAUUUAAUCAAAAAAUAACAUAUUUUACUGGAACAUACAGUCAGCCAACUUCGAUAGUAGCAGCCGAUUUUAACAAUGAUGGUCAGAUAGAUCUGAUUGUCACCAAUCAGUAUUUGCAUAAUCUAGGUAUUUUUCUUGGAUCUGGUGAUGGAACAUUUUUCUCACCAACCAUAUUUUCCACGGGCACUGGCAGCACACCGACAGACCUUAUUGCAAGAGACUUCAACAAUGAUAGAAAAUUAGAUCUUGCGGUUGUGGAUAAAAAUAAUAAUAAUAUAAUUAUUUUAUUCAAUACAUGUACUUGUUGUGCUGAUGAAGUUCUUCAACAACAAUAG
Adineta steineri is the source of this 3183-nucleotide messenger RNA. Lineage: Eukaryota; Metazoa; Rotifera; Eurotatoria; Adinetida; Adinetidae. The record is from the annotation of a GenBank genome assembly.